AUGCAGCUUCCCUCUGCUGCAGCACUGUUGUCUCUUGUGCUUUGGUCGAUACUGUCCGCAACAACAAAGGCCGAAGCCACAGCAAAAGAGACCACUUCUAUCUAUGACCUCCUCGACAGCCCCGUUUCGUGGACAAGCCUGUCCGACAACAAGCUCUCAAUCCUCGCCGGCUACCACGUCAUCUACUCCUGGCCGGGAAGCAUUCUUCCCCAGCGACUUCUAAACCUCGCCGAAGCCGGCAAAGUCGGCGGCGUGAUUAUCUUCGGCGAAAAUGUCGUCGAUGGCCUUCCUGCUCAAAUCCAGUCGCUGCAAGACGCCUACGCCAAUGGUCCGGCGUACGAUGGCACGCCGCUUCUCGUUGUGACGGAUCAGGAAGGUGGUGAGGUCGUGCGUCUGCCUGGGGGUCCUGAGGAGUCCGCGAAGGAGAUUGGGUCGUCUGCUCAUCCAGCGAGAGCCGCUGCGUCGGCUGGUCCGACGUCGCCAGCCGCAGGUGCAAUGGCAGAAGGGCUGAUCAUUGGCAAAGGCAACCUCGCCCCAGUCCUCGACGUCUACCGCAAAGAAGGCGACUUCGAUGACCAGUUCGAGCGAUCUUUCAGCAAGGAUCCUGACAUCGUCAAGAAGUGCGGCACUGCUUUCUUGAAUUCCCAGCAAGCCAACGGUGUCCUCGCCACCACCAAGCACUUUCCAGGUCUUGGAGCUGCUGACAGUGAUGAGAACACCGACCUAGGACCAGUGACACUGGACGUCCCUCUCAAGCAACUGCGAAGCAUCGAUGAACUGCCCUUCAAGGGCGCAAUUGCGGCAGGUGUAAGCAUGGUGAUGCCCAGUUGGGCUGUCUACCCAGCUCUAGAUCCGAAGCGACCGGCUGGGUUGAGUUCAAAAUGGAUUCGAGCAGAGCUGAGACAGCGACUCGGCUUCAAGGGCGUGACGAUCAGCGAUGCGAUUGAAGCCGGCGCACUUGAAGACUCCGGCAGUAAUUCAACUCGAGCGGUGACUGCGAUUGAGGCUGGUAUGGACAUUGCACUGGCGUCGGCGCGGGAUGUAUCGCAAGGUAAAGAGGUCCUGGAUGGAUUGGUGGCGGCGAUUAGAGACGGAUCGAUCUCGGGACAGGACUUUGCGGCUUCCACGAAGCGUAUAAUGGCUUUGCGAAGUAAGCUGUAG
Messenger RNA from Saxophila tyrrhenica, 1161 nucleotides. RefSeq lists its product as uncharacterized. The record is from RefSeq and is a predicted model, not a curated record. Gene Ontology annotation, molecular function: hydrolase activity, hydrolyzing O-glycosyl compounds. Lineage: Eukaryota; Fungi; Ascomycota; Dothideomycetes; Mycosphaerellales; Extremaceae. Gene Ontology annotation, biological process: peptidoglycan turnover; carbohydrate metabolic process. The transcript has 2 exons. Bases 1 to 1161 code for a protein of 386 amino acids.